Messenger RNA from Pseudogymnoascus destructans, 1797 nucleotides. RefSeq lists its product as uncharacterized. Lineage: Eukaryota; Fungi; Ascomycota; Leotiomycetes; Thelebolales; Thelebolaceae. Gene Ontology annotation, biological process: transmembrane transport. The coding region runs from base 157 to 1794 and encodes 545 amino acids. Gene Ontology annotation, molecular function: transmembrane transporter activity. The transcript has 2 exons. The record is from RefSeq and is a predicted model, not a curated record.
ACACUACACUGCAAGCUCAUUCAUCAUCAUUCAGGGUUCCGUUUCUUCCCUUAUCUGUUCUAAAAGCUCUGUCCUAUAUGGCUUCGUCCAAAGUUGUAGUCUUUGUCUCGCAGAGUUGUCCCAGUUUCAUCGACAUCUUGCGCUGUGGGUGCCACUAUGUGGUCGUACGUUCAAUAUCGAAGGAUUGGGAAACAUGCCACGGAGGAAAUAAGGAAGACGUCUCGCAUGGCUAGCGACCACAGUAGUCACGCCGUGGAAGACCUUUUGGCCGUCGCAAGAGGGAGGGCACCGUUAUCCGGUGGCCUUUCUGCAUUGCCGUUAGAGGGCGGUAGGUCCUCGGCCAAUCGAGAACAGCACGAUAGAAGGAAAAAGUCAAGCAACAAGAUCACGGUGCGCAUCUCUGGAGAAGACGACCCUCUUGACCCGCGCAAUUGGUCACUACUGUCAAGAUGCAAGAACAUUGCCAUCUUGUCCCUCUUGAUCUUUGUCCAGGCAUGGGCUGGCGCUGCCGGGUCUAUAGCGAAUACAGCAGCCAGCCAGGAGUUCCAUGUUGGAAAAGUCGCAGAGAACCUAUCAACUGCCAUGUAUCUUUUUGGUAUCGGCUCUGGCUCGCUCUUUGUGGGCCCCCUGGCAGAAACGGUUGGAAGAAAUCCAACGUAUCUUGUGGCAACAUUUGUAUACCUCUUGUUUGUCCUUGGGUCGGCCUUGACUCCCACAUUUGGUGGGCAAGUCUUCUGCCGCUAUUGUGUUGGUCUCUUCUCUAGCGCAACAUUGGCCAUCAAUGGCUCGAGCGUAAGAGAUCAGUUUCGUCCUGUUAAAAGAGCCUUCGUAUUCCCGGUUAUUGCCUGGGCUAACGUUGCAGCUCCUGUUAUAUCACCUAUCGUAGGUGGCUGGAUAUUAUCAAACAACCAGCUGGGUUGGCGUUGGACCGAGUGGGUAACAUUAAUCAUCUCCAGCGGAGCGUUCCUUAUUGCGCUCUUGUUUUUACCGGAAACCUAUCUUCCAAUUCUUCUCGACUGGAAAGCAAAGCACCUUCGCCGUGUGACUGGAGAUUCACGAUACGUUUCGGAGCACUCUGAGUCAGCCUCGUAUGUCAAUAGAAUGAAACACAUCAUCAGACUUCCUGUUACAUUCUUUAGGACGGAACCAGUUGUUGCCGUAUUUGGAGGAUACCUUGUUCUUCUUUACACCCUCCUGUUCACUUUUCUUUCGGGUUUCGACUACAUCUUUAAACAAACCUAUCAAUUGUCUACGAGUCUCACCGGUGCAUGCUUUGCCGCCAUUGCAGCUGGCUCAACAGCUUUUACACUCUGCGCACCUGGGUUAUAUAGCUGGGCGCGUAGGAAGACGGAAUAUGUCCACAGAUCCUCCAUAAAACCCGAGUUUAGACUGUGGCCCGCGAUCUUGACCGCGCCGUUGCUUCCCAUUUCUCUUUUUUGGCUCGGCUGGGCCAGUAACCCGACCAUAUCGAUCUGGUGUGGUCUCGCGGCUUGCUUCGUAUUUGGCGUGGUGAUCAUAGCAAUCUAUGUCAGUACCUAUGAGUACAUUAUUGAUAGCUAUGGCAACCAUUCAGCGAUAGCUCUUGCGAGCAUUACUAUGGUGCGCUACUUGAUUGCAGGUGGUAUGGUCAUAGCAGCACGUCCCAUGUAUGAAGGGAUUGGCGUGCAUUGGACAUUGACUUUCCUAGGUUGUAUCGCGGUGAUAUUGGCCCCCGCACCACUUAUUUUCUGGCGAUAUGGUGCGAAGCUUAGGGAAAAGAGUUCGUACGCAAAGGGAGAUGCAGAGGAUACAUAGCAG